Messenger RNA from Adineta ricciae, 873 nucleotides. The record is from the annotation of a GenBank genome assembly. Lineage: Eukaryota; Metazoa; Rotifera; Eurotatoria; Adinetida; Adinetidae.
AUGAGUAGAACACUUCAAGUUAUAAUAGCAAGAACGUUAUACGGCUUCUACCUGAUUCAAGUCGCUUUUGCAUUAACCUGCCAUCAGUGUAAUAAUGGAAAAAAUGAAAUUUUCAACGGAACUGUAACAGCGGACAAUCUAUCGCCACUAACCAAUUGCACAGUUGUUAAAGCGACUGACGGACAACGACAUUGCGCACUAGGGAUUGGGUGGGUGAAAACAGAACGAUCACUCAUUCAUGUUGGAGCUGCCUGGAAAAGGGAAGAUGUUGUUGACACUGACCAUGUUGAAACUGUUGCAGGAAACCUCGACGGACCGGUACCCACUGCCGCCAUCACGCACUGGUUAUACUAUUUGUGCUCUACUGAUGAAUGUAAUCGUGUGGAUAGAUUCAAAUUGUUGUUACAAUCUACGAAAGUCGAAUUCGAUGUCGAUCGGAUCGCCCAACUUUUGUACUCACCAAGACCGCAAAACGGGUCAACCUUAAAUUGCUUGUUCUAUUCAAAUGCUACUGAUACGUCGAGUGCAUUAUGCGCACGUCCUUCAGCUAAUAUUAGCGAGUGUAAUUACUGUUCUCUCGAUGUUAAACAAAAUACAUUGUGCACCGAUUGUUUUAUUAAUCCGAAUGUAUCUCAAUAUCGCUUUGCUGACAUAAGAUACCAUCUGUUAGGAAACAGAACUAUUCAACAAACAUUAGACAUUGACUGUAAUUUACCACAAUGUAACACAAUGGAUUAUGUGAGACGUGUCCAAGAAGCAUACAAAAUGUCGUUCGACUUCGACAUGUUUUUGGGUUCAAACUCAUCAGUAUCAAAUUUCAUAUCCACAUUCCAAUUGAUUAUUUGUUCUCUAAUGUUAAUAUUCAUUCUUUGA